Molecule: messenger RNA, 306 nt
Organism: Tupaia belangeri chinensis (Chinese tree shrew)
Lineage: Eukaryota; Metazoa; Chordata; Mammalia; Scandentia; Tupaiidae
Product: keratin-associated protein 3-3
Exons: 2
Coding region: 1-306 (101 amino acids)
Cellular component (GO): keratin filament
Molecular function (GO): structural molecule activity
Source: RefSeq, a predicted model, not a curated record
AUGGCUUGCUGUGUUCCCUGUUGCUGCAGCGUCCCCACCGGCCCUGCCACCACCAUCUGCUCCUCUGACAGAUGCUGCCGAUGCUGCCGGUGCGGAGUCUGCCUGCCCAGCACCUGCCCACACACGGUUUGGCUACUGGAGCCAACCUGCUGUGACAACUGUCCCCCACCCUGCCACAUCCCUCAGCCCUGCGUGCCCACCUGCUUCCUGCUCAACUCCUGCCAGCCAACCCCGGGCCUGGAGAACAUCAACCUCACAACCUACACUCAGCCCUGCUGUGAUCCCUGUGUCCCAAGCUGCUGCUGA